CCGUCCUCCAUCACUACCGGACGAACUACAGAGCUUUGGACACCCUUCCCUCUUGUAAGAAAAAGAUCAGCAUGCAUUUUAUCGGAUGGAUCAGCUUGACCACUCUUCUAGCAAUCUGGAGUCUACUCCAAGGUCAAGAAAUGGAGCAACUGACUUCAGCCAGUGGCAUAUACUUUGAUGAGCUAGGAACGGUUCGUCUAUUUCCGAUGAAGUGGAAGUUUGUGAGUUAUAUAGAUUUAGAACCACACAGGGAGCUGUGGCGUCAAACCAAGAACUUUCAGACAAGAGUGACAGAGUAUUGUAACAAGUUAGAAACACAGGAAUGGUACUAUCUUACUGACUGUAAACCAUCCUUAUCUUACUUCAAGUCUAAGGCUAAAUAUAUCGAUCAGCUGAAUGAAAAUUUGAUAGACUACACAAGUGCAAAUAAGCCCAUUAGGAAACGUAGAUCCCCAAGAGAAAAGAGAGGAUUGAUAAAUUUUGUAGGUAAAGGAUUUCACCUUUUGUUCGGGACAGCAACUGAUGCUGACGUUGAGAAUAGUAAUAAUUAUAUUAGCAAACUGGAAGCUGAGCAAACCAAAUUUUUGCAUAUUGCAAAUGAUGAAAUGACCAUUAUCAAGACUACAAUUAAUUCAAUUAACAGCACGAUCCUGAAGGUGGAUCAGAAUGAAGAAUUGUUGAGAAAUGGUAUGUUAUUGCUUGAAAAGCGUACGGGAGAAGAAAUAAGCGAGUUAAAGGUAAAAUAUGAACAAAUAAAUUUGAUUAAUGAGCAGAUUAAAAUAGUUAUAAGAGGUAUGGAAGAAAGCCAGCACUCUUUUGAAGUUUUUAUAGACGCGUUUGUACACGCAGAGCAAGGUAGCCUCCAGCCACAAUUAUUAACUAUAAGGGCUGUAAAAGGCAUUGUUUCAAAGCAAACACUGCCUCAGGGUCUUGAUUUUCCGACAUUUCCUACUUCUGAACUAUCACGUAUUAUAACUAUGCAUGCGUAUGUAUAUCAACAAUAUUUAGUAUAUAUCAUUGAAAUUCCAUUAUUGCUACCCACCAAUUUUUAUUUGUAA
This is a messenger RNA of Cryptotermes secundus, 1058 nucleotides long. RefSeq lists its product as uncharacterized. The transcript is spliced from 2 exons. The record is from RefSeq and is a predicted model, not a curated record. Bases 72 to 1058 code for a protein of 328 amino acids. NCBI's taxonomy places the organism in Eukaryota, Metazoa, Arthropoda, Insecta, Blattodea, Kalotermitidae.